This is a messenger RNA of Uloborus diversus, 1696 nucleotides long. Its product is annotated as cytochrome b5-like. Gene Ontology annotation, molecular function: heme binding. NCBI's taxonomy places the organism in Eukaryota, Metazoa, Arthropoda, Arachnida, Araneae, Uloboridae. Gene Ontology annotation, cellular component: membrane; intracellular membrane-bounded organelle. The record is from RefSeq and is a predicted model, not a curated record.
AAAGAGAAAACUUCCAAGAAAUGUUUCUGGAUUCGCACUGUGCUUCUUCCGGUGGGGGUCUUAGUUACUGCAUUGCUUGCAUAUAAAUUGUUUGUCCGCUUCAGUAAAUAACUUCAGCAGAAAAACACUUUGUUCCUAAAUGUUCUUGGAAUUUCGAGACAUUGUUGCAUUAUGCAAUGUAGUCAUUCAUUUAAUAUGAUGUUUUGAGCUUAUUAUGCAACUUAAAAGCUGUUGUAAAAAUUUCUAAAAGCAUUAUGAAUAGUGAAUUAAAUUUUUACGUUAUUAAGUCAUGUCUUCUUCCUCAUAUUGCAUUUGCCAAAAUUAAAAAUGCAUUUGCCAUUUAAAAAUAUUAGUUUUUACCCUAAUUAAGACUUUGCCUUUUUUAGUGGAACUGAUCAGCAAUUGAUAGACUUCUUUAGUGUUCAAUUUCAUAUUUGAAGACAAAAAUCAUUGAAAUGUGAGGAUGGAAUUUAAAAAAUUUAGUAUCAAAUCUAGCACUUUUAGUAAGACUUAGAAGACCUCAUAUCACACAACUUAAGAGCUUAUCAACUAAAUUUUAACAUAAAAAUCAAACAUUUUUUAACUUUUUGAAAUUAGUGGAGAGCUAUAAAAAAUGAAACAAUACAAGAUUAGGCACUAGAUCCAAGUGUUUUUGAAAUACAGUUGAAUACAUUUAUAAUCCCUACCUAUAAAGCAACAUUCUCUAUAAAAUGCACAACUUUUCAGAAAUAAACCAUAAGUUUUUCAGUUUAAAAAAAAAAUUAUUUUGACUUUAAACAAAACAUUUUACUGGCAAAUUAAAGUUUUGAACACUUUUUAAUCUUCCAUCUUAAUUCUACGGCUUUAAAUUGUAAUUAGUAUUUACAGUAAAAAGUGCCACCUUGUUCUUGAAAAUGCAGCAGCUGUUAUGUAAACCAUAAUGCUAGGAAAAAUAGUGUGAUGCUCUUUCUUUUGUUUAAGAAAGAUACUUAUUUAUGAAUGGUAAUAUACAUAUUGGCGCCUCAGAGCAACGGUAAGACAUCUAAUCCCAGGAGUAACUCUAAGAUAUCCUACUGUUGCUCUGAGGCGUUGAUAUAUUGAAUUCCAUAAGCUGUGUUUUAAUAUUCAUUGUACUAAAAACUAAAUGUAAAUAUUUUGAUAUAUUCUGAAUAUUAUUUUCAUAUUUGUAAAAUGAUCAUCACAUGGCCAAAACCUACAUAACGCAAAACCUCUGGUCCCUAGGUGUGUGGUGUAACUGCCUUUUACUGUAAUCCAAAAAUAAUUAGUUUUUGCUUUGACUGCCAGAUUUUAUGUGCAUCAAAGAACUAUUAGUGUGACAACAUUUGUAAAAAAAAAAAAAAAAAAAAGACUGAAAAAAAAGUAAUCAUGCAAUUUUACUAAAACUUUAAAUAAGGUGAUUGAAAAGCUUGAAGAAAAGAAAAUGGGUUCUUCUUGCUGAAACCGUGAAACUUGAUAGUGAAUGCAUCUUCUUCUUAAUUAAGGUCUAAAAGUUUCACAUUAAGUUCAUUGCAAAACUCCCUAAGCUACAAAAAAUAGGGCCAUUCCACCGAAAACGGUAAUUUGUCCCGCACGUGACGCUUCAUAUAUUUCAUAAAAAAUAAUAAUUUAAAAGGAUGAUGAACAAAAUUUUGUUGCAUAUGAAAUCACAAACCCAUGUGUGACUUAUUAAGCAAAAACUUUCUUCAAAAAUUAUUUC